Papilio polytes (common Mormon) is the source of this 6407-nucleotide messenger RNA. RefSeq lists its product as uncharacterized. The transcript is spliced from 11 exons. The record is from RefSeq and is a predicted model, not a curated record. Lineage: Eukaryota; Metazoa; Arthropoda; Insecta; Lepidoptera; Papilionidae. Bases 372 to 6407 code for a protein of 2011 amino acids.
UGUUUUUAUUGAACUUUUUCGCAUAUUAUGGUGUGUUGUGUGUCUUAUUAACUAUUUAUUGUGGUUUUUGGCGGUUCCUUUGGACAAAUGGACCAAAUGCUGUGGAACUAUUCAACUGUCAAAUAUCACUGUAACAUAAACAAUCAAGAGUUUUAGCAGGAAUUAUUUUCCAAACUAAGAAUAACUCUAUUUAUACAAUUAAUACAGCUUAUUUUGAAGUACAAUUAAGAACAUUGUAUACUUAAUUGAUUAAGGACUUGCAACUGAAGUCUUGAUCUGUACUUCAAUCAUCUUGAUUGACUUACCGGACAAACAGUCAGCUUGUGCCUGAUGUCGGAGACAAGGAGACAUCUGUCAGCUAACAUUCCAUCAUGAAAACUAAACAAAUCAAGGAGGAGUCGGACAAGAGUGUUGAUGAAGAUACAAUAGAACCAAAGACUCGUGCCCGGAAGAAAGCCUCGGAUAUUGCAGAUGAAGACAAAAAUAAACCCAAUCAAGAAGAGAAACCUCCCAAAGAACCCAAAAAAAAUGUAGGGAAACCUAAGGCUGUAGUUAAAAAAAGACCUCUCGGAAUAAGGAAGACUUUAAGGAAUAAGAAAAUUGUAGCUGCUAAGGAAAAGCUACGGAAUGUUGUAAAGGUGCCGGGCAAGAGAGGCAGGAAGCCUGCCAUCAAGCCGGUCCCUGAAACUUGUCAAGAAACCGUCCCAUUGAUACCUGCUUCUGAAAUUAAAAAGGAACCACUUGAUGACACAACACCUAACUCUAGGUCCUCAAGUCCUAAAACUGGCAGAAGACAAAGGCUCAGCUCUGACAUGUUCAUGAUGAAAUCUGUACUCAAUGAUUCCCCAAGCUCACUAAUGCUGGGGUCCCGGACCAGCCCUUACUCAAUGCGUUCAGAGAGAAGUAAUAGUCCAUCUAUGUUUGAAGGGAAACAUUUGAGAAGUAGGAAGCCGAGAGGUGCAAAGAGCAAGCUCCUUAGUGAAGUGGUGAUGAAAGAACAGAAGAAGAGACGGAGAUUGCUUUCUGACUCAAAGGCCACUGAAGCUACAGAGGGUAGUGAUGAUUGUAAGAAACUAAAAAGAGGACGCUCCUGCUCAAGGGACGGCAGUGAGUUUUCAAAAUGCUCAGAUGUGACAGAAUCCGAUGUCAGCCUGAGUGAAACACUCAUAGACACGGAGAACAAGGAGCUCAACAAAAACAUAGAUAAACCUAAGACUGACCUAGAUGUAGAUAUUGAAAAUAAUGUACAGAUCUCGACUAUUGCAAAAGUGCCUUCUCUUAAAGUUGACUCUAAAUUGUCUGAUGCCACGGGGGAUGUAGAGCCUAGUUCUAAUGUACAGGAAAAGGAUAAGAAGAAAUUGAGCUUAAAACGGACUACAUCAGUAGAUUCUGACAACAAUAAUAGUAAUAGGCUUAAGUUAGAAAAUUUAAAUACAUCAGAAUUAGAAGCAAAGUUGUUGCCCAAGACUGAACAAAAUACGCUUUUUGAAGAACGUAGUAGUAUAUUGACUAGCAUGUCGAGGACAUUCAAUUCAAAAGAGGUUUCGAAAAAUAUAAGAAAGGCAAGACGUGGGAAGAAAGUAGCAGGGGCAGGAAGAUCAAGUUGUGGGCCGGCUUCUAAGAAUGGUAUCAACAGCACAAUAACAAAUGAUCAAGCUGAUGAUAAACAUGAAACUUUGGACACCCUGUCUAAAGAAAUCAAUGAUCUCAUUAAUGAUCUGGAUCAAAACAUAGAUCAGGAUCAAGAAAUAGCAAACAAGAACACAGAUCAAAUGCCAUCUAAACCCGUUGGAAAGUUUUAUGGUCUAACAAAGCCAUUGGGAGAUAGCAACAGUAGUGUUUCUCCAGAUACACCUAAUAAAGAUUUAAUAUCGCCUUUAACAAAUGAAAUGACGCCUUCAAAAAGUGAUGACAGUGAUAAUAUCCGACUUCGAUAUGAGGAUUCAGUUGAAAAGUCAGCUGAUGCCCGGAGACUUGAAAUACCAUACAACUGUCCGACUGUCGCCAGCAUUGACAAGCUGAUGGACAGGCUUAAGGAGUUUGAAGAACUGGAUAAGAAGAGGCAAAGACAAGAGUCUGAAUCAAAAGUAACGGACAGUAAGAGUGUCAUGGUGACAAAUGAUGUUGUGUUGAUUCCCAAGUCUGGAGCAGACAUCAAACCCUUAAAAGACAUACAAACUGUACGGUCACCAGAGAAAAUUAUUGAAAAGGAGAAUGUUUUAAGUUGCUUUGAAAAUAAUUCAGCUAUUUCUAUUGUUAAAAGGGAUCAAGUGAGGAAGUCCAUCGAUGUAGAUCUCCCUAAUUCGGUGACAUUGAUUAAGAGAAAUAGUUUCAGUGCCCGCAAGGAGUCAACAAGCUCAAACCAUUCAAAAGAAUCUGAUGCAAUCAGUGUAUUUGAAAAAUCAUUUGGAAAAGAUGUAACACUGACUGAACUUAGGAAAUCAGUUGACAAAGGAUCAUCUUCAGCUCAAAUAGACCUGCAUCAGUUUGCAUUACAUCCUACCAACACCAAUCAGGCUCUAGUUGGUUUAGUUUUAGAUUCCAGUCAAAUAUCCAUCACUCCUCGUGUUGUCGAACCGAAAGUCACUGGCGAACAGAAGCGUAAGUCCAGUGAGUCAAUAUCAAGAAAAUCAUCCGAAUCUGGAAUUGAGAAUGAAGAAAAAAUUACAACAAUAGAAAAGAUAAAAUCGCCAACACAUCAGAUGAAGUCCCAAGCUAUCACUAUCAUCCCGGCGCCGGUUGCCGUUAAAUCUCCGGAGGCUGCACAGGCAAUGGAAACCGAAGUUCUCGCUCCACCAUUAGAUAACGUAAAACCGGUUCCCGCAAAUAUACCCGUCGCUUCCGAAGUUGUGAACACUGCCGCGUUAGCAGACCCCGAAAAUAAACUAGCUAAUCUAGACGCAGAUAUAAAUAAUCACAAUGAGACUGAGAAAACUGAAGCAGCAACAGUUCCUGAAAAUGAAACAGUCGUUCCUGACAUUCCCGCAAAGGCUGAACCUCCCGUUGAAGUUAAAGAAGUUAAACCUACAGUAGAAACAGUUAAACCUAAAGAAACUCCGAAGGCUAAGGAAAGUAUAGCAAAAGUAGUCGAGAAAAAACCAAGCAGCGAUUCAAGGAAAUCAAUUGAAAACCUACCUGAAGUCAAACCUAAAAGUCCAAAAGUGAAAUCCGCGCGUAAUUCUAUAGAGAAUCAAGCCGGUCCCAGUAACAUGAUUCUGGAAACUCCCGAAAGUCAGAAGCGCAAAGAGAACGUGCUACGUACGCUCGGCCUGCUCACACACAAGGCUGCAAACGAGGCUAAGAUAGAGAAGGCGAAAGAGAAAGAACGCAUUUACGGCUCGAAUUACUGCAGCCUGAUGGGUAGUAAGAAUAAAUCCAAAUCUGGAGACUAUACUGGCACGCUUAAGACUGUGAUUAAGUUGCCUCGCAACACGGGAGAAAGGGAGAGGAAGAGACAGAAGACGUCUUUGAAGAUGACCUUCCAGAAGACCAAGCCGCGGUCGGGGAAAGUGGCGGUGGAGGUCGGCGAGGCAGCCGGCGAGGAUCACUACACCGUCGAGAGACGCGAGGGCGGAGCUGGUGCGACGUCAGAUGACGCAGAAGCUAUUCCGGAACCGGAACCGGCGAAGGAUACUCCGAAUCUGGUGAUACCAGAAAAGGCAUCAUCUUUUAGCAUCCAUCCAGACCGACUCUGUCUAGAUCAGUGUUUUUACUGUGGAGGAAAGUUUGGCCUGUUUGACACACCCUGUCAUAUCGCACAGAUGAAGAGCACAGAACGACAGAGAAAAGUUCUUGACAAUGAAGAGAAGCUGACCAUAGACAGUUGUCUCUGCGACGCAUGCUAUAGACACGUGGAUAGACGCGCCAACUGCCCCUCGUAUCGCAAAAGGCCACUUGUCAAGCCCCUCACCCCGCAACUGCCCACACAGCCUGAAAAUGUCAAUGAAAAUCCUCCCAGUCCUACGGAAGAUGACAGUUCAGAGGAGACGAAGUUGCUGCGUGAGGUUCGAACCGCGACUUGCCACACGGCGGGCUGCGGCGCUGGCGCUGAGCACUCGGUGCGCAGGAAGUGGCUCAUCAAGAUGCGAUCCAGUGUCAAUAAACUGUUGAAAUUGGAGUGCGACUACCCCGGGCUGCACACGAUCCCGCUGUGCGCGGAGCACUACCGCGCGCUGGCGCCGCUCAUGGCCUGCGUGCUGUGUCGCCGCCGCAUCACCAAGCACCACAACGUGCACUUUAUACAUCAUGGUUAUUUAGAAUUGAACCCGUACCUGGCGGCGGCGGGCGUGCCGGUGCAGUUCUCAGAGCGGCCCGUGCUGUGCAAGAUGUGCCGCAACUACUGCGCGCUGCUCACCCGCCCCGGACACAACGAUAAAUACCUACAGGCUUGCAGGCGCAGGUUAUUACAAAUAUACAAUAUAGAACUACCACCAGAAUUAGAAAACGAAGUAGAGAAUACUUUGUUACUAGAAGACAGUGGGCUGGGCAAACAGAAGAAGAAAGCACGCACCAAGUCCAAGCAAAGAAAGUCCUCAGAACCAGAUAAGCCUGACAGCGAGUCUUCCGAAAGAGCGACGGAAAGCUCACCGGAGAAGGAGAAAGAAGUAGAAGAACCCAAAAGUACAACCCCAAUAGAAGAAGAUAUAGAAAGUCUAAUAUCCUCAAAUAAAAUCCCCGUUCCUGGUGCAACUAAACAACCAGAGGAAACUCCGAGCGAUGGAUCAGAAAGUGAAGCUAUUUUUGACUGCGAUGCGCCAAUUAUAUCUCUAGACAAACGAACAGAAUUACAAUAUCUACUACAAAAGCAAAACAAUCCCAAACAGUUUAUACAGAAACCACCGAAUUUGACACAAAAGCAAAAGAAUAUACUCAAAGUUCACAACCUCGGGGUACAGAAACCCGGCUACCAGAACAAAAUUCAUGAUAAAAAUUCAAAAAGAUUACACAAAAUUGGGCAAAUAUUCGCUCAUAAAGAGAAACCUAUCAGCGACGUUGAAAUGCUUGAAGCAGAAAAGCCUAAAGAAAUUACCAUACUCAAAAAUAUAUCGCUCAAUGAUGAAUGUACAAUAGAAACUAUACCAAACAAAAAACCUGCCGAUAUCAACACACUUAAAAACAAAUGGCAGAUGUCGGAAAGUUUUACACAAGUUAAGAAGAAUUUGAGCGAACUAUCUAAGAAGUUAUCGGUAGAAAAGGAACCAAAGAAAUCAUCGGACAUGAAAUAUUCUAACCCUGUCAAAAGAUUGGAAACAAACCCAUCAAUAUCUGUAAGAGAAUUAUUCCCCGGAGAGGAGGAAAUGAAUUUACAAUGCAAUAUAGAAUUUAAUAAUGUCAAAGGUGUGACUCCUGAGGGUUGGGAGAAAUGCAACACAACAAUACAAUACGACAUUGAGACAAAAAAACUUUGGCACGACCUCCAAAGACCGUACGGCAACCAAUCUAGUUUCCUCCGUCAUUUAAUUCUCUUAGAAAAGUACUUCAGGAAUGGAGACUUAGUACUAUCACAUAGCGCAUCACCUAAUGCGUCAAAUUACAGUGAUUCAGUACAAAGUAGACUGCGAGCUUACGACAAUGUGACAGAACCUAAAAGACCGGAACCAGCAGUCAGUCUGCUAGAGUUCCGUAAGAAACCUUCAGUUAACGGGAAGAGUCUGCUCAAAUCAAGUCAAAGCGGAGAAGAUAAAGACCCAAAGAAGUUUAUGCCGCCUCCAGUGGUUCCUAAACAUAAAACUAAAAGUGAUAAACCUAAAUUGAAACCAUUACCUCCUGAAUUAAUAGCAAUUAACACACCAAAUGCUCAAGGCAGGAAAGCGAUACAGAAUGUACUGCACAAUAUCCAGCAGUUAGUGAAAGGGGUGUCUGCCGCAGACCCUACAGAAGUAGCCGCAGCCCCCCUACCUCCUACAUCCAUGUUCGAACCUCCUAAAGAGAAGAAGGACUCAAAACCUGACACCCCUAAGAAGACGAAGACCACCAGCAAGCCGUGGCGACCAACGUUAAUGCCGAUCACACCAGAGAAUGUAGUUCGGAUCUCCCGCGAGCCGACGCAGGUGGCGGUGGACGGCCGCAUCCUGCCCAGCCUGGUGCAGGUGAUGUCCUCCGGCAAGCGCUACCACAUCACCCCACCAAUACCACCUAAAACGGCAACGGUGACGUCACAAACUCUAUCUCCAGUUGUCAGUUCCCCGUCUCUUCUAAUGACAUCAACUCCAAUGAAGCUACCGCAGCUGGGACCGGCUGUGUCAAUCACCAGUGAAACAAUACUGACUCCGACUUUACCAAUUAUGACUACAAAUAUGGUUCUUCCGAAGAUCCCUAAAUCUCUAACUGUGAUCCCGCAAACAGUGCCCGUGGUGCCAGUCACCUUGGCGCCGUCGGUCGUGGUCUCCAACGACCAGCGACCAUAA